Molecule: messenger RNA, 579 nt
Organism: Lepus europaeus (European hare)
Lineage: Eukaryota; Metazoa; Chordata; Mammalia; Lagomorpha; Leporidae
Gene: TEX35
Product: testis expressed 35
Exons: 8
Coding region: 1-579 (192 amino acids)
Source: RefSeq, a predicted model, not a curated record
AUGGCGGCCAAGAGGGCAGAACUGAAGAAAACAAGCCCGAGCAAGAACUACAAGGCAGUUUGCCUAGAAUUGAAACCAGAGCCGACCAAGACCUACAAUUACAAAGGAGUGAAGCAGGAGGGGCCGUUUGCCAAGACAGGCGUGACACGGGAGCUGAAGAAUGAGCUCAGGGAGGUGAGGGAAGAACUGAAGGAGAAAAUGGAGGAGAUAAAACAGAUAAAGGACAUAAUGGACAAGGACUUUGAUAAACUUCAUGAAUUCGUGGAAAUUAUGAAGGAGAUGCAGAAAGAUAUGGAUGAGAAGAUGGACAUUUUGAUAAACAUCCAGAAGAGCAACAAGCUUCCCCUUCGACGAGGACUCAAGGAGCAGCUAGACGCCAGGCUGGUGGGAAAGAGUGACGCAGACCCCCAGCUCCGGCUCAAGAAACCCGAAGGAGCCGAUGGAACAUCGCUGGCCCUCCACAAGACCACAGCACCCCAGAAACCAAAGAAGGAUCUGCUGACUUCCCCCCACCAGUGUAGGAGCUGCUGUGAGGGAUGUCUGUUGUGUGCCCUAAAGACCAACCACAAUCAGGGGUAG